Messenger RNA from Hipposideros armiger (great roundleaf bat), 944 nucleotides. RefSeq names its product chromosome unknown C11orf65 homolog (gene CUNH11orf65). The transcript has 9 exons. The record is from RefSeq and is a predicted model, not a curated record. NCBI's taxonomy places the organism in Eukaryota, Metazoa, Chordata, Mammalia, Chiroptera, Hipposideridae. Bases 96 to 920 code for a protein of 274 amino acids.
GCCGGAAGGAACGGAACUAGAGUUACAUAAUUUCCGUCUGCAGUGUUACCGAGGAAACAAGCGGAGCCUGGGCCCGCGGCUUGGCAGGACAUUAAAUGCCUUGGAUUCAGGAACUGGAAUUUACAGAAAGGGAUAGAGCUGCCAGAGUAAUUCAGAAGGCCUGGAAAAGUUUCCUUUAUGUCGCUGUAUUCCAAAACUUUAAAAGUGUGAUUAACAUUAGGAGACAAGGGGAUCCACGUCAGAUAGUAAGAUACAUUAAUCCCAAAGAGGCAGAACUUCUAGAUGCUGCUGCUGGCAUUCAUGUGCGAUUCAGAUUAGGUGGUGUUAAAUUUCCACCUGAAAUAUACUAUAAAAUUUUCACUCAGAGACAUGUUGAAGAUUUGUGUGCUAAUAGCCCUAGAGAUUAUACAAAACUUGCAGCAAAAUGUGCAUCUCAUAUUAAAAGUGAUGCUCUUCAAGAAGAGGAUCAUAGUGGCUGGUAUCGUCGCAUAGAGAACAAUGGCUGGAGGCCUGUUUCUGAUAGAUUUUGGAUGUCUACUGAAGAUGUAAUGGUGGGAAAUAAAAAGGAAACCAAAUUUCAUUUUUCUAAACUGAAGAGAAGGCAAGAUAUGGAAAAGAAAAGAAAAACUAGAAAAAUAGAAUGGAUGAAACAAAUGUACUACACAGGAAACCUGAAGGCUAAGUCAACAAAUAGUGAAACUACAGAUUUAAUUCACAAAGCAACAGAAGGGCUAAUAAAGGUUAUCGAAGGUGGUGGAGUAGAUUCUGUGAUGGAUUGGGAAGUGGAUGAAGUACUGAACUGGACAAAUACACUGAACUUUGAUGAGUAUAUUGCCAACUGGAAGGAAAUUGCUACAAGCAACUCUUCAGCUAACUGCAAAAGUUUCAGGUUUGAGCAAGCACAGAAAAAAAAAAUAUGACUAUACUAUGUCAGAGGAAAUGGG